AGUGAACUAACAACCACUUCCCACAUGAAAAAGUACCAAAACAAAGAUCCACAUCCAAUAUUUUCCGAUUACAAGGCAUCUUGGGACACAAACAAAACUGUCUGGGAGAAACAGACAGCUAGUGCGCGAGAGCGGAAGGAAACAGGGAGCACGAGUUGCUCAGAAUGAGGGAGAGUGAAGGGGGCGUGAGCUAAAAAAAAAAAAAAACAAAAAAAAACAGGCACGCGCCACCACGGUUUUGAUAGUUUGCGGUAUGGUGAACGCGCACGUGAAAAUUGUCAGGACUUGUGCCUUCCAGUGAAUUUUACGGUUUUGCUUCUAUAUGGAUCCUUAUGCGCGUUAAGCACUUUGUAACUGUAACUCCCCCUGCUGAGGCCGUGGUGGUAUGUGUUGAAGGGAGUCUACGCUUUACUUCUACUUUCGGUGGGUUGUGGCAUUGCUGCAAGGCCGAGGAUUUGGGCCAGAGGAGCAGGCCAAGCAUAAGGUGCGCGAAAAGGGGACCGGCGGCAGGCUGCGCCUGAAAUUGGUCAUUAUUCAUCAGUGCACUUCCCUGGUUCACUGAGUGAAAGAAAAAAACACCUGUGGCAUACCAGCCGUUACCUUUGACCCCCCCCCCCCCAAAUAUCCCAAUUGUGACCUACUGUGAUGCACAUAGGCAAAGCAGGACACUAAUUUGGUAUUUUCAUGGUGGCCAGCAGAGGAAUGUCAAAGGAAGCUGACUGCCAUUAUGUCCUUGUCUUUGACUGUUAUUUGGUGCAGUUCUGUCCGGUUACUGAUUUCAUUCAGAGAUGUUCUAAAACCUGGCAUUCCUUGUGAGUUCGGAACACGUUGAUCAAAAUGGGUGUUAAAACAUUUACCCACAGUUCUCCAGUUCACUGCCAGGAGGUAUUGGGAAAGCUCAACAUUUUACGCAAUGAAGGGCACUUUUGUGAUGUGACCAUCCGUGUACAAGAUAAACUUUUCAGAGCUCAUAAAGUAGUACUGGCAGCAUGUAGUGAGUUCUUCCGCUCCAAACUUACUAGUUAUUCAGAAGAUGAUGGAAAGAGCGUACUGGAUUUGCAUCAUGUAACUGUUACAGGCUUUAUGCCCCUUUUAGACUAUGCCUACACUGCAACCCUUUCUAUUAACACUGAGAAUAUUAUUGAUGUCUUGGCAGCAGCAAGCUAUAUGCAGAUGUUCAGUGUAGCAAGUACCUGCUCAGAGUUCAUGAAGUCUAGUAUUCUUUGGAAUACUUGCAGUACUCAGCAAGACAAAACGCCAGAAAGUGCCCAAGAGAACACCACAGUCUGUAACUUUGCUUCACAAGAAGGCAGUGUGUCUCCUGUGUCUUCAGAGUGCAGUAUGGUGGAAAGAACUAUACCUGUUUGUAGAGAAUCACGUCGCAAACGUAAAAGCUACAUUGUGAUGUCACCUGAAAGUCCAGUCAAGUGUGGCGCACAAAUGUCCCCUCAAGUACUCAAUUCUUCAUCUUCAUAUUCUGAGGGAAGAAGUCAAGCUGUAGAUUCCUCUUUGUCUUUCCCAUGGACCUUUCCCUUUGGAAUUGAUCGAAGGCUUUCAUCAGAAAAGCCUAAACCAACCGAGGGUUCUCGGCCUUUGGAACAGGCUGGCCCUUCUGAAGCAGUGAGAAGAGUAACUGAGUAUGUUGCUUGUGAAAGCACAAAAGCUGUUUCACCCUUGGUAAUUGAAGAAGAUGUGAGGGUCAAAGUUGAAAGGUUAAGUGACGAAGAGGUUCAUGAGGAGGUGUCGCAGCCUGUCAGUGCUUCCCAGAGUUCUCUGAGUGAUCAGCAGACUGUUCCAGGUAGUGAACCUGUUCAGGAAGACCUUCUGAUCAGUCCACAGUCCUCCUCUAUAGGUUCAAUAGACGAGGGUGUCACAGAAGGAUUACCAACGCUUCAGGGUACGUCCGCUGCUGGUACAGUUGCUGAAGAUGAUGAUAGGUUGGAGAAUGUACAGUAUCCCUACCAGCUUUACAUAACUCCCUCCACGAGUACAGAGCGACCCAGUCCCAAUGGCCCUGACCGACCUUUCCAGUGUCCAACUUGUGGGGUGAGGUUUACUCGUAUUCAGAACCUGAAACAACAUAUGCUGAUUCAUUCAGGCAUUAAACCUUUUCAGUGUGACCGCUGUGGAAAAAAAUUCACCCGGGCGUACUCACUAAAGAUGCACCGCCUGAAGCACGAAGGUAAACGCUGUUUCCGGUGCCAGAUAUGUAGCGCCACUUUCACUUCCUUUGGGGAAUAUAAGCACCACAUGCGGGUUUCACGGCACAUAAUCCGCAAGCCCCGAAUUUACGAGUGCAAAACCUGUGGCGCCAUGUUCACCAACUCUGGAAAUUUAAUCGUACAUCUGAGGAGCCUAAACCAUGAAGCGUCAGAGCUAGCAAACUACUUCCAGAGCAGUGACUUCCUAGUACCGGACUAUUUGAAUCAAGAGCAAGAGGAGGCACUUGGCCAGUAUGAACUUGGUGACCAUGGCUUUGACAGUGGUUCCUCUGUGCAGAUGCCAGUCAUAUCACAGGUGUCAUCGACUCAGAACUGUGAAAGCACUUUCUCUUUGGGGCCACUGGGAGGGCUAACUGAAAAAGACGAGGAAGAGGAGGAGGAGGAGGAGGAAGUACCAGAACAACCAAAGACUAGUAGCAGUUCGGAUGGGGGAGGAGACGACACCCCAAAAGAUGAGCUCACUGCGGUUACAGUUGGGUGAUGCAUACAUAAGUGGCCUGAGUGGAAAGUGCCUGUCCUUGGUCCAGUGUGUUUUUUACAUUUUGGGAGAUUUGCUCUUCAUACUUUAUGAAUUUUGGCUUUAGUCAAACUACAGCAUUUCAAUGUUCACAUCACAGAUGUAAAAAGCUCUUGUUCUCACCAGCUGCAGGUCUCUGUAGAUCUUGCUUUUGUGGAAGCAAAGAUGACUUUCAAAAAUCAUUUAGCUGAUGGGAAUUGAAACUUCGCACUACCAUUUUUUUUUAUUUGCCAGCAGUAUUUCCUUCAUUUUAAGGAUUCAUUUUUAUAGGACCCAUCUUGUUGAAUAAUCCUUUAUUUAUAGGGGAGGGUCAAAAAUGUUGUUAUUUUUUUGUUUUCUGGAUUUUAUUCACUGAUGGACAUUGAGUGAUGCUGGUUUGGGGGGUGCAUUUAGUACUGCCUCCCUCCAUUCUAGCAAGGGCUUUCUCUGCAUUGUGGAACUAGCCCAAAUUUUAAAUUUGGGAGAUAACCAUCUUUUCAAUUGAAACUAUCAGGAUAAAUCAAAAACUGAUUGUUUCAGUAGCAAAAUGGGAGUUUUUUUUUUUUUUUUUAAUAGUUUUAGUAUUCUUAGCUUGGUGUACAUUUGUAAGUAGUUUGUUUUAACUAAAACUAUUUUAAUCAAAACAGUAUACUGAUCGGUUUUUAAAAGUGAGUAGAUAAUUAUUUACCCUUUAAGUUAACAUUUUAUUAUGUUGGUCGUUCCAGUUAUGAGAAUGUGAUCCCAUACUUAGUGCAGCAAUGAGGAGUCCCUUUUUAAAUUUGUCAUCCUUACUGUCAAAGGUAUAGGUUUGGCAAGUGUAUUGAGGACAUUCUUGGCCAUGAGUUUUUGUGGUCCCACCCUGAGAGCUUCAUGAAUGCUGAAGGUUUCGUAGGUGCUUUUCACCAUCCAUACAGCUGCAGCACCCAUUCCAGUCCCAGUUUUCUAGUGAAUUGUGUGUGCUACCUCGUGGAAUUGUCUAUAACACAUUGAACACUUUAAUUAUUAUUGAAUUCUACCCUACCUUUGUAUGUCUUCCCUGAGUAGGGACUUCAGCUGUACAAUCUGCAGGGCUUGAAAAUGUAUUGCAGGAAUUUGCACUGAAGAGGGAAUACAGUGGUAAAUUUACUGUACCUAUUACAAAGCGUAUAUGUUCAACAGUCAUUGCUUUACAUUGCAAAGAUCACUUUAUUAUCUUGUAUAACUGUUGCCAAUGUCUUUCCCCUGUUUUCUGUGUCCUGUUCUUAGUUUUGUUGCCUUUUGAUUCAUUAGAAUGGUUUUACAACAGUGCUACCUAGCUCUUGUAAUUUCUUUCAGAAUAGAUAUCGUUGGGCACCUGAGGACUCAAGUUUGCUGAUUUGAAGUGCAGCAAAUGACAUUGAAUGUGGAUACGCAGUCUCAAACCAGGAUUAUACAGGUUACUUCUGGAAGAGUAAGAUAAUUUGCCCUGACAUUAAAUGUACUCUGCAACGGGUAACUGUUGUGAUUUCAUCUUCUGCUGUCCCUAGCUCAGCACAGUGUUGAAAAUCACAUACUGAUGUCUCUUUCCAGGUAGUAGGGUGUUUCUCGUCAUUUUUUACUGGUUAUAUAUUUCAAAUCUCAAACCUAAUGUACAUGUUUGCAAAGUUCCCUUGUGAGAUGCUGAAGAAGCCAAGGCUGGAAAUGAGGAGAUAAUCGUAUUGUAAACUUAGGCCCUACAUCUGUACUGUUUGAACUUCCUUGGUGAGGUACAUAAUGUCAGUUGCAGUCGUAGAUGUUGGCAGUGCAGGCCAGCCACUAGCAGGCGAAGGCAUAAGAUCAUCACCAAAGAUACAAUUGCUGGUUAAUAGAAAGGCUUCUCACAUGAUUCUAAGUUUGGGGUCAUAUAGAAAGGAGAAACUUGGGGAUUUUGAUAUCUUACAUUGGUCAGUGUCUUCGGUGUUCAGCACUGCAACUACCUGUGGUUCUGCAUGAUUGAUCAGCAUCUUCAGUGUUCAUCACUGCAGCUACCUCUAGUUCUGCAUGAUUGGUAACAGUCUUCAUACCUCUAAUUCUGCAUGCCACCUGCUCUUCCUCCUCUUGCAAGGGGUUGAGUUUGUGUCCAUUUGUGGCAAACUGUGUGUGCAGCAAAUAACUAUCCUUUGCAGCCACGUUUAGAAAUGACUCUGUCUGUGCUUCCCAUGCUUCACAAUUUAACAGUCACCCGGCUGGCACUGCGCAAAUUCCUGUGCUUCUACUGAAGUCUUGAUGAUAGAAACAAUUUUGGGCCUUCUAAUUAGAUGUCUUCCCCAAAGGACAGAAAAAAAGUCCACAGACAAGAAUUGAGGUGACAGGUCUUUGUGAUGAAAUAUUGCCAUAAGGCAAGGGUUCCCAAACUGUGCAUCGCAGCACCCUGGGGAGCCGCGGCUUCCUCACAGGGGCGCCACAAAGCUUAGCUGAUUUGU
Messenger RNA from Protopterus annectens (West African lungfish), 5138 nucleotides. RefSeq names its product zinc finger and BTB domain containing 44 (gene ZBTB44). The transcript has 9 exons. Gene Ontology annotation, molecular function: DNA-binding transcription factor activity, RNA polymerase II-specific; RNA polymerase II cis-regulatory region sequence-specific DNA binding; protein binding. Lineage: Eukaryota; Metazoa; Chordata; Ceratodontiformes; Protopteridae. The record is from RefSeq and is a predicted model, not a curated record. Gene Ontology annotation, biological process: positive regulation of gene expression; regulation of transcription by RNA polymerase II. Bases 838 to 2703 code for a protein of 621 amino acids.